AUGGCGAAUGGCUUAGGUGCCGCAGCUGGCGCAGGUGGCGGGGGUGGCGGGGGUGGCGGAGGUGGCGGGGGUGGCGGAAGCAACCCGCAGUUGCUUGGCGCGCAGCCGUCGUUACUGAGCAAUGGCGCGGCGCCCGGGGGGAGCUUCGAGGCGGAGAGAUUAAGGACUUACCGCCAGUGGUUCCACGAGCUGGACGCGCAGCGCAGCGAGUUAAUCUCCUCGGGCACCAAAGGCCCGGUUCUUAAGCUGCUGGAGUGCGAGAUACGGUGUCUGGAGGAGCUGGUGAUGCUGGGCACGAAGCUCGGCGCGCUGUGCUGCUCGCCCAUAGGCGCGGACGCUGCCAGGCUCUCUGCCCCCGCCGCCACUGCCAUCCCUGGCAAGCCCCGCCUAGGUGGUGGGGUGGACUCCUGGCCGUCCGAUGAUCCCCUGUCUCCAGUGGACGGUCUAGAUCUCUCGCUGGUCACUGACAUGCUGCUCCUCUCUGCCACGUCACCAUGGACUGUCUACGUGGCAGACAGGACAAAUUGGCGCCUGUGCUACGUGUCUCCCAGUGUGCGCGCCACACUAGGGUGGCGGCAGGCAGAGCUGGUGGGGGAGCAUGCCUUCGCAGCCUGCCACGCAGACGACCUGCCCCGCAUCCAGCGCAUGAUAGACGAUCGCCGCUUGACAGAAGAUCGGCGCAUGCUAGACGAUCGCCGCUCGCCGCCCCUCUCCCUCACGCCGCCCACCGCCUCUGCUGCCUCUCGUCUCUUCCGGUCCGGGUCGGCGGGGAGUCCCCGAGGGGUUGGGGUCGGGGAUUCGCUGGGUAGCAGUCCGGGCGGCAGUGCGGGCGGCGGGUGCGUCUUUUAUCGGCGGUUAAGGCGGAACAGGAGUUAUGCGACGGUGCAGGCCACUGGGAGGGCUCUGGGGGCAAGGUGGUUUGCAUGGAUCGAGUUUGUCACCGAUGACCCCUCUGCCCCUCUGUCGCUUGACAACUGGUCGUCCGAUCUCACCAUGUCCCCAUCCACGCUGCUCUCCCCCAUGGAGUCUCCUACUAGCCCCCACACCAUCGCCGCUGCUCUCAAGCGCCGCCCGGGCGGCAUGGGCGGCAGCAGCCUAAGCGCGGGCGGCUUAAGUGCCGGCGGCCUAAGUGGGGGAGGUUUAGGCGGGGGAGGUUUGAGCGGGGGAAGUUUAAGUGUGGGCGGUUUGAGCGGUGGUGGGUUAAGUGGCGGAGGUUUGGGCGGCGGGAGUUUAAGUACUGGCGGUUUGGGUGGGGGUGGGCUGAUUUCGGAUGACCUAGGGGGGCCUGGGGGAGUGGGUGUGGGUGGUGGGGGUGGUGGUGGUGGUAUUGUGAUCAGACUAGAGAUUAAAGACCUAGAGUCGUCAUUACGCCGCCGCCCCAACACCAGUGGAGGGGGGGCAUCAGGGGUGCUGGGUGGGAGUGGAGGAGGGGGGGGUGGCGGAGGCAGCAGCAGCAGCGGGGGCGGAUUGGGCAGCAGCGGGAAGGGGUUGGGGGGAGGGGGAGGGGGAGGAGGGGGCGGGGUGCUCGGGGCGAGUGGGGGAGGGGAAGGAGCAGAGCUGCUGUCUGCAUUCUCCUCUCUACCGUUCCGCACCCCUUCAGAAAUGGAAGAAUUCAGAAGGAAGCUUGAGACCAUGCGGCUGGACCUUGCUGGGGGAGGCGCUGGGAAGAACUGGGGUGGGGGGGGAGGCGGGGGAGGGGGAGGCGGCGGAGGAGGAGGGGGAGGCGCGGGGGGAGGUGCGGGGGGAGGGGGGAGUGGAGGGGAGGGCGUGGGGGGGCGGAAGGGGGAGAAGGCGUGGGGGCAGCACCUGGGGACGGUGAAGGAGGGGAAUGAGGAGAAGGGGGCGUAUGCUCGGCGGCUGUUGAACAACCUGUGGGAGUAUAAUAGUGAGAUGGACGGGCUCUCCAAGGAGUCCAGCCAGCAGAACAGUGGAGGGGGGGCAUCAGGGGUGCUGGGUGGGAGUGGAGGAGGGGGGGGUGGCGGAGGCAGCAGCAGCAGCGGGGGCGGAUUGGGCAGCAGCGGGAAGGGGUUGGGGGGAGGGGGAGGGGGAGGAGGGGGCGGGGUGCUCGGGGCGAGUGGGGGAGGGGAAGGAGCAGAGCUGCUGUCUGCAUUCUCCUCUCUACCGUUCCGCACCCCUUCAGAAAUGGAAGAAUUCAGAAGGAAGCUUGAGACCAUGCGGCUGGACCUUGCUGGGGGAGGCGCUGGGAAGAACUGGGGUGGGGGGGGAGGCGGGGGAGGGGGAGGCGGCGGAGGAGGAGGGGGAGGCGCGGGGGGAGGUGCGGGGGGAGGGGGGAGUGGAGGGGAGGGCGUGGGGGGGCGGAAGGGGGAGAAGGCGUGGGGGCAGCACCUGGGGACGGUGAAGGAGGGGAAUGAGGAGAAGGGGGCGUAUGCUCGGCGGCUGUUGAACAACCUGUGGGAGUAUAAUAGUGAGAUGGACGGGCUCUCCAAGGAGUCCAGCCAGCAGAACAGUCUGGAUUCCAACGAGGAGGUGCAGCAGAUUGUGAAGAUGCGCGUAGAAAAAUCAAGCUCACCCUCUCUCUCGCACCCUCCCCACUCCUCUUAUUCCCUUCCCACUGCGCCCUCCCAACAGCAGUCUGGAUUCCAACGAGGAGGUGCAGCAGAUUGUGAAGAUGCGAGUGGAGAUGGAGCGACAGGCUUCAGCAGCAGCAUCAGCCUCCCAUGGCUCCUGGGGGGAGCCCGAGGGGCGAAGUCAUUCACGGGGGGAUCAGCCUUCCUGGAAUCUCUUCCUGAGGACGACAAGAAACUCAUCCGCGGGUUCAAGGUGCUAGUGGUGGAGGAUGACAUAGUCAACUGCACCAUCAGCCGACAACUGCUGGAACUCCUCUCCUGUCGGGUCACGCUCACACGCAACGGCCGUGACGCACUCGACCUCAUGCGGGGCGGAACAGACCUGGAGUUGGAGGCGCAAGAGGCGGCGGUGGUGGCAGCAGGGGGCGCGGAGGAGGGCGCAGAGGUGGCACCGCAGUUUGACCUGGUGCUGAUGGAUCUGAACAUGCCAGUGAUGGAUGGGAUUAAAGCGGGAUCUGAUCUGAACAUGCCUGUGAUGGAUGGGAUCAAGGCUGUGGAGCAGUUCAGAGAGUGGGAGGAGCUGGCAGAGCCUCGACGGCAGGCCACACUGAUAUCCGCCGUCACUGCCAACGUCUCAGCCAUGGCUGCUGCAGCAGCAUCCUCGCAACUUGCAGCCACCGCGACUCGGAUCUCUGCUGCGACGGAUGCCAAUCGUAGCGUUACGGCGAGCGCCGCUGGGUCGAGUUUUUUUAGCGCGGUCACAUCAAGUAACGCAAUUUGUGCUACUAAGGCGAUGAGUGCUUUUUCGAGCAGCAGCGGCAGCGCAUGGCGUUGCAGCGCGGCGGUGCUGCGCGCGACAGGCGUUUGCACCGAGGAGCCCCUCCACUGCGCCUCCACCUCCUCUGUUGCGCAUCCGGGUGGGGGCUGGGGGGCGCGCGGGAGCUAUACGCGCGCGACACUCGGCCUGGACACGUGGCACUGCGCGAGGCCGACCCGGUGUUGUGCAUCUGUCGCCUCCGGGCGAGCGAUUACCAGGAGAGCAGGGGAAGGACCUGAAGCAGAGAUAGGUGACGAUAGUGCGGUAUCCAGACGUGCGUAUAAAGGGGGUGAGACAGAGGGCUUCGAUGAAAUCGACGGUGAGGAUUGGGUGGACGGCGACGCGACGGACGGCGACGAUGGAUGGCUGGAAGCCGGCCGUGUGGCGGCGCCAUCAGAUAUACUCGAUAAGAGCAGCAGCAGUAACGCGAACGGCAGCAGCACCAGCAGCACCAGCACCAGCACGGUUACGUCUAACCGCCAGUCGUGGUUGGCGGAGGGCGAAGGCGGGUCGGCGCCAGGGGGAGAGGGAGCCCCCGAAGGGCCGCUUGGGGGGAAGCUGGGGAACGCGGAGCGAAAGGAGCUCCGCGCUUAUGCGCACCGCAUGGGUAGCCGGAUAAGCACGCACCAGAUUGGCAAGUGGGGAGUGACAUCCACAGUCAUCACGUCCUUGCAUGAUGGCCUGGAGAAGCACGAACUGCUCAAGAUAAAAAUGUCUGACAACUGCCCGGAUGAGGCAUGGGAGGUGGGGCAGGUCUUGGAAGAGAAACUAGCAGCGCAGGUGGUGGGUUUGAUUGGUCGCACGGCGCUGCUGUAUCGGCCAAGCCUCACUAAGCUGGCAAAAGAAGAGGAGAUGGCAAAAAGGGAGAAAGAGCGUGAGAGAAGGAGGAGAAGAGGGAUGGGUGGAGGAUCGGAGCGGGGUGGAGGGAGGCGGGACUUUGGAAGGACGAGAAGGGAAAAUGGGGAGGAUGAACCGAGAAGUGCCGGUAGAGGGAGAAAUGCUGGAGUGGGGCGCGGGGGAGGCAGGCAAGGUCGAGGAGGGAUCCAGAAAAGGGGAAGGUAG
This is a messenger RNA of Closterium sp. Naga37s-1, 4407 nucleotides long. The record is from the annotation of a GenBank genome assembly. NCBI's taxonomy places the organism in Eukaryota, Viridiplantae, Streptophyta, Zygnematophyceae, Desmidiales, Closteriaceae.